AUGAGAUACUGGUCCUGUGCCCCCCACACCAGUCUGCUACAGACCACGACCUACCUCCACGGAAUGCUAGCCUCUCCCGCAAACGGUUCGCUCGACUUCGUCCUCGUCCUCGUCUCACCGUCAUCCCCGACGGAUCCGGAUUCAGACCCACCUCGCGGCAAGGUGAUCGGCAAAGCCGGCAUCUGGAGCCUUUCGAAUUCCGAAAUCGGGUUUCUGCUCCACCGCGAUGUCUGGGGCGAAGGGUACAUGGCCGAGGCUCUCACCGCGCUGUUGGGCCCCAACGGGGUGUUUUGGAAGAGAGGCGUAGAGGGGGUGGUGGCGGAUGUGGAUCCGAGGAAUGAGGGGAGUAUGGGGAUCCUGAGGCGGUUUGGGUUUGUGGAGACGGGGAGGGAAGAUAGGACGUUCGAGACGCAUUUGGGGUGGUGUGAUAGUGUUUAUUUGGAGCUGAGGGGUCGCUUAGCGAAGCAGGAGUCGUAA
Letharia columbiana is the source of this 477-nucleotide messenger RNA. RefSeq lists its product as uncharacterized. NCBI's taxonomy places the organism in Eukaryota, Fungi, Ascomycota, Lecanoromycetes, Lecanorales, Parmeliaceae. The coding region runs from base 1 to 477 and encodes 158 amino acids. The record is from RefSeq and is a predicted model, not a curated record. Gene Ontology annotation, molecular function: acyltransferase activity, transferring groups other than amino-acyl groups. The transcript has 2 exons.